This is a messenger RNA of Archocentrus centrarchus (flier cichlid), 4396 nucleotides long. RefSeq names its product kinesin family member 7 (gene kif7). The transcript is spliced from 19 exons. Lineage: Eukaryota; Metazoa; Chordata; Actinopteri; Cichliformes; Cichlidae. Bases 1 to 4071 code for a protein of 1356 amino acids. Gene Ontology annotation, cellular component: microtubule associated complex. Gene Ontology annotation, biological process: mitotic spindle organization; spindle elongation; microtubule-based movement. Gene Ontology annotation, molecular function: microtubule motor activity; ATP binding; microtubule binding. The record is from RefSeq and is a predicted model, not a curated record.
AUGUCUCCCAAAGUGCCUACUGGCCAAGGCAGAGGGGAGUAUUCUGCCGUGCAAGUGGCUGUCCGAGUGCGUCCCCUGCUGCCUAAAGAGCUUCUACACUGCCACGAAAGCUGUAUCACCGUGGAUCCUGAGUUGUGUAGGGUUACGCUGGGUCAUGACCGACACUUUCUUUGCGACUUCCUAUUUGAGGAAACUUGCAAUCAGGAGGAGGUUUAUUCUGUGUCUGUCCAACCGCUCAUAGAUUCCUUCUUCCAAGGUUUCAAUGCCACAGUCUUUGCAUAUGGACAGACAGGGUCAGGCAAGACUUAUACCAUUGGGGAAGCUAAUAUUUGUUCCUUUAGCGAUGAGGAACAGGGCAUCAUCCCCAGGGCGGUUGCAGAUAUCUUCAAGCUGCUAGAUGAAAAUGACCUCACAGACUUCUCUGUCCGAGUCUCCUAUCUCGAGGUUUACAAAGAGGAGUUCAAGGAUUUGCUGGAAGUUGAGACUGCCAGCAAGGACAUCCACAUCCGGGAGGAUAAAUGCAACAUUGUUUUGUGCGGUAUAAAGGAAUGUGAAGUGGAGGGUCUUGAUGAGGUGCUGAGUUUACUGGAGUCUGGAAACACAGCCAGGCACACUGGUGCAACCCAGAUGAAUCCAAAUUCCAGCAGGUCCCACACCAUUUUUACUGUGUACAUGGACCAACGUCGGGGAAGCUCUCGCCUUUAUGGGACUUCUGGAAGUUCUGGACCACAAAUGUUGUCUUCCAAGUUCCACUUUGUUGAUCUGGCAGGGUCAGAGCGCAUCUUAAGGACAGGAAACACUGGAGAGAGACUGAAGGAGAGUAUCCAGAUCAACAGCGGUCUUUUAGCUCUGGGAAAUGUUAUUGGGGCACUGGGGGAUGCCAAGAGGAAAGGCUCUCACAUACCAUACAGAGAUUCUAAAAUUACAAGGAUACUAAAAGAUUCUUUGGGAGGAAAUUCAAAAACCCUGAUGAUUGCCUGCAUCAGUCCAUCUUCCUCAGAUUUUGAUGAGAGCCUGAAUACACUAAACUAUGCUACAAGGGCAAGAAACAUUCAGAACCGUGCUACAGUUAACUACAAGCGUGAGCCAGAUCGUGUGGAAGGGCUGGAGCAACAAAUCAAGGCCCUUCGCAGAGCCCUCGAAAACCGCCAACGUUCAGAGACCCGCAUAAUCUCUCACGCUGAUCCAAACAGGAGACCUCGGCUUGGAGAGGGAGAGAUAAGCAGACUGCAAGUCCAGAGCGCUCACUAUAGGACCUGCACAGACACUGCUUACAGGUUGCUGCGGGAGCUGCUGAGUGAAGGGGCUCUAACUACAGAACAGAGUCUGAGAGUGAAGGAGUGGCUUUGUUCAGUGGAGGAGGAGCGAAGUGGGUUGACCACGGCUUCCGGGCCAGACAGCGGUAUUGAGAACAUCUCCACUGAGGACAGUGCUGGCUUGAGGAGGAGUAGGCCUUCUGUAAGGAACCAGGACACAGGAGCUGUGGAAGAGCGGUGGAGCCAUGACCCCGAAAGUGAAAAAGAUGGAGAGAAAGACGAUACUAUUGCACAUCUUCAGUCACAGAUCCAGCGGUUAGAGAGGGAGAACACCGACUUUCUAGCAGCUCUGGAGGAUGCUAUGGAGCAAUACAAGCAGCAAAGUGAUAAACUGCAGGAGCAGCAGGACCUGAUAGCAGAUCUACAGUGUCAGCUCUGUACUGCAGGACUGAUGGGCCUGAGUCUUAACAUGAGGCUGCGGCCACACACUGCCCCUAUGGGCUCCAUGCAGCACAGUCAGAAUGGAGGCACCUGCAGACAGGUCAGUCCAGUGGGAUACCUCAGUAAUGGGCCUUACACUGAUCAGGAUGGGAAACUGUACGAGGAGCAGGAGAACUCAGGUGGAGCAGAAAUGCAUCACAGGGAAAAAGAGGGCUGUCAUUUUGGCCAAGAGCGAUCCAAGCAGGUGAAUCUGACUUGGACCAAGCGGGACAUGCAGUCAGGAGGAUUACCAACUGCUGGCAAAGGGCUGGAGCCAGACCAGCACCCCUGUUUAGCCAGAAAAGCAUCCAACUCCAGUAGUGGGGAAAGUCUGAAAAGCUUUGAAGGCGUUUCAGAGUGGGGACUACUUCAGGCACAACAGAAGAUCAGGGAGCUCUCUGUCACCAUUCGCAUGAAAGAAGAACUCAUUAAGGAGCUUGUCAAAACAGGUAAGGACGCACAGGCGCUGAACAAGCAGUACAGCCAUAAGAUCACAGCACUGGAGAGUGAAGCUGUGCAGGCUCGACAGGAGCUGCAGGAGGCCCAGCGGCAGCUGCAGGAUCUAGAGAGGCAAGAGAGAGAGAUCAGCGCCGCAGACAAGACCAGAGCUCAGGAAUGUCGCAGGAAGAUAGCUGCUGCUCAGAGCAAAGUUCAGGUAUUGAGUCAGCGUCAGAGGGACACGGCCCGUCUUGCCAACCUUCCUGCCCAGAGUGAACGGCGUGUGUUAGAGCUGGAGAGAAGUGUCCAGUCUAUGAGACAGCAGCAGGAGCAGCUGCAAAAGCGACUGCGCCAGGAAAGUCAGCAGAAGCGUCGUCUGGAGAACGAAAUGCAGCAGAGAACUCACAGAGUCAAGGAACUUGAAAUAAAGAAUGAGCAGCAGCAGAAGAUCCUGAAGAUAAAGACUGAAGCGAUCGCAGCGUUCCAGAGGCAGAGACGCAGUGGCAGUAAUGGCUCUGUCAUCUCAUUAGAAGAGCAACAGAAGAUUGAGGAACAAAAGCGCUGGCUGGAUGAGGAGAUGGAGCGGAUACUAGAACAGAGGAGAGGACUGGAAGAUCUGGAGGGAGAGCUGACAAAAAGAGAGGAAAUCCUGGCCAAGAAAGAAGCCUUGCUACAGGAACGCAGUGGUUUGGAGACCAAGAGGCUCCGCUCCAGUCAGGCCCUAAGUAAAGAUUUGGUGAUGCUUACCGGGCGCAUUGAAUCACUCGAGCAAGAGUUGAGUGAGAGGAAUGGUCUCCUUCGCAGUAGCAGUGCUCAGGACUCCCAGCAGAUCCGCCAAGAGAUCUCCAACCUACGUCAAGAGAAAGAUUCACUGCUUAAACAACGAGUUGAGCUGGACGAUAAACUGCGGCAGGGUAACCUCCUCUCACCCGAGGAGGAGCGAACCCUCUUCCAACUGGAUGAGGCAAUUGAGGCUCUGGAUGCAGCUAUUGAGUACAAGAAUGAAGCCAUCACUCAAAGACAGAGACAGCUUAGGGCUUCUGCCAGCAUGCUCUCCCAGUGGGAAAUGAACCUCAUGGCCAAGCUCAGUUACUUGUCUGCCUCUGAGACUAGAGCUCUGCUGUGCAAGUACUUUGACAAGGUGGUGUCUCUGCGUGAGGAGGAACGUAAGCUGCAACUUGCCCUAGCUGAGCUCGAGAUGCAACUAGAUGAGCAGCAGAGGCUGGUGCAGUGGUUGGAAAAUGCCCUCGAUCGCACACAACUCGACACAGAUCGCCGGCUUACACAGCAGCAGAAGGAACAUGAGAGGAGUGUGCAGCUCUUACUGCAGCAGUGUCGAGAACAAAUGGAUGAGGGCCUGUUAGGGCGGCAGCGGCAGUAUGAGGGAUGGAUCCUCAACCUCAGCAGGGAACUGAACCAUUACAAGGCGGCUAAUCUGGAACUAAACAACAAACUGAGGGAACUCUGCGGGUCCGCCAGUCAACCAAAAGAGCAUCCUAAAGUCGUGUCAUCUGAUAGUAAGCCUGUGAAUGUUGGCAGCAUGGAAAAGCUUCCCCGUUGCCCUGACGACAGCUCAGGAGGCAGAGGGGCGGGGCAGCUGGACAGACCUUCCAAGUCUAGGGAGGAAAUGCGGGAGCUGGUUAACACCCCUCUCCCAUCCACAUGGAGGCGCUCUUCUCUCCCGACAGAGGAACCUGCCGUCAUGGAGGAGCUGUGGCUUCAGGUGGCUGGGGACGGCCCUGUUAAGCGUGUAGGUCAAACUGCUGUGGGGUCUUGGAGUGGGCCGACAUCCCUGCCUGUGGUUAAAUCUCGCAGAGAGUCUCGUCGCUCCAGCCUCAACAUUGGACCACUGACCUCAAACAAUGUAUUAAUUGACGUACGAAAGAACCCCGUCUGAAAGUACAUUUAAUAUGUAACUCAAGACCAUUUGCAUGUAUUUUUGCUCUGUGUUUGAUCAAAGACUUUGUUGCUUUGUCAGUCUUUUAGCUUUUUUUAUGUGAAUUUUGUACUUUAAAUAUUGAACACCCACUGAUUCUAUACAAAGCACUUUCCACUAAGUUUAUUUUCUACCAUACAGAUGGUAGCUAUGUGGUCUUAUAAUGUGGCUCAUUUGCAUCAGUGCAAAGUUAGUGUUUAUCUUUCUCUUAUCAUGUAGUUUUUUGACCUUCCUGAAUAUUUUAUAUUAAAAGGUUUUGCCUUCUAUGCUCAUGUUUCUUGUUAUC